Euleptes europaea (tarantolino) is the source of this 426-nucleotide messenger RNA. RefSeq names its product endothelin 2 (gene EDN2). Gene Ontology annotation, biological process: vein smooth muscle contraction; regulation of vasoconstriction; intracellular calcium ion homeostasis. The coding region runs from base 1 to 426 and encodes 141 amino acids. Lineage: Eukaryota; Metazoa; Chordata; Lepidosauria; Squamata; Sphaerodactylidae. Gene Ontology annotation, cellular component: extracellular region. The transcript is spliced from 4 exons. The record is from RefSeq and is a predicted model, not a curated record. Gene Ontology annotation, molecular function: hormone activity; endothelin B receptor binding.
AUGCUCAACAGCCCGGCCAGGUUUUUCCCCCUUCUUCUCACGCUUUGCGUCCUGCUGGAAGAAGGUCUGGGCCAUCCUCCAGCGGAGUCCCACCGAGGGGCGGCUAGCGGCAAACACCUGAGGACGAAGCGAUGCUCGUGCAACAAUUGGAUGGACAAGGAAUGCAUCUACUUCUGCCACCUCGAUAUUAUCUGGAUCAACACCCCAGGGCACUCCACUCCCUAUGGCCUGGGAAACCUGCAGGAGCGUCAGAAGAGAGCUCUCGGCCGGUGCGAGUGCGCACACUCCAAGGAUAGCAUCUGCGGCACUUUUUGCCACAAAAGGCCCUGGGAUCCCAGGAGAGGUCAUCGGGUGCCCACAAACCCGGGCACGCUGGAAAAGCUUCUCCGGAACAGUCUUACGAAACGCAGCAAGCUGAACUUCUGA